GGCAUCGUAUAUUUUCCACCUAUUUAUAUAGACAGCUAAUGUAUCCCGUGUCUCGUCAACCAGCCUAUCCGUCCGCUGGGGCUGACGCUUAAUCUCUUACACCUCCAACGCCUUCAUUUUCCAGCCACCUCUUUUUGCUGCACGUCCACGUUGCCUCGCUGCCCAACACCCCGUUCGACCCAUCCAUGUCAUCUUCCAUCUCUCGACCGCUUUUUUCAAAGCAAGCAAUACCAAGGUCUUUUCUUUCACUGUGGAGUCUGUCACUGCAGGAAGGCUUGAUGUACUCCCUGUCAUUGGUCUCUCGCAUUACCACAGCCCGACUCCACCACUUGGACGAAACCCAGCAACGCCAUCACCAACCUCCAUCCUAGCUGCGCCGUCAUCUUUUUUUUUUUCAGUGCUUUUGUUUUCUUCGAAUAUCUCAAUAGCGCGACUUGAACUCCUCUAUUGUUCAAUCAAGAGUCUCCAUCUACCACGGUAUACACAGUGCAUCCACCUUUGAGCGAAGCUCAUAUCAACUCUACGUCACUAUUACUUGAGCUGUUGAAGCCCUGCGCACCAGAACCGUCGAUCAAUUCGAAUACCAGCAAUUCACUGAUACAGCCACGAAAGCACGAAGUCCAACCCAUAACAAUGGCCUCUCAGCAAUGGGAAGAUAUUCCCAGGAGAAAGCCGUACGCACAUCGGCGAACAUCCAGUGACUACGAGCGCUUUGCACCUGACCAACGGCAUUCGAUAGACGGACCACAAGGCCGCAGACCUAACCGAGCCUCCGUGCAGACUACACAUACCGAAGCACCUACAGAAUCAACAUUCAGCCCGCAGUCGCCCGAUGCAUCAAUUGUGCAGGCUCACGGCCUUGCGCCGCGACCGGUCUCCUACUCUCGCGCCAAUCGCAACACUUCCAUUGAUGGUGGCAGCAGGCCCUACCCUCAAACCCAACGCUUUGAACAACAUGCUAUUCCUCCGGUAAGGGGAUCCGAAGACAUCAUCUCUCCUCCUGAGGCACCCGAAAUUCCAGGAGCGCAGGCAACCGCCCAUCAAUAUGCUCACCCAGUAAAUACAUACGCCUACCCUUCUGGUGACGACAUCCGUCAAGCUAUUCCCAGAAGUUCUGCGAAUGCAGCUGGGGAGGUCGUGAGAUCACCUGCGGAAUACUAUAUUAGACCAAGCGGAAAUGCUGCUCCUCAGCGAUACCCGGAACUUGGACCAGGCCCCAUUGGCAGCCAGCCCAGACGAGCAUCUACAAAUACCACGGGUGACCGCCGCAAAAAGUUAACAUCAGAUCGAUCACCACUCCAAAGACUUGAGCUGACGCUCGAUAGUAUGACAAAAGAAGAGAAGCGAGCCCGGAUGCAAGCCGCAGAGCAACGCGCCAGACAACGACAGGCCUCGAAGACAGCAGCCGCAGCAACCCCAGAGGAAUUCCCUAUCGAGGCUAUCCCACACACCGUCCCCAGACAGAGGCAAACGUCUCUACCGGAAACAUCUUUCCAACGAACAGAGCCAGUUCUUGAUAUCCGCCGCAGUCGACAACACGCAGCUCCUCAACAAGUCUCUGUGCCAUCACAGCCUCGACGGGAGGUCGGCGAGCCAACAAGAAAUAUCAGCAGCGCUUCUAGGCAAGCUCAUGAUCUCCCACGCAUAGAUAUUCCAGAAAACACCGAUGCAGGUAUUCCCAAACGAAACUUGAGCUUCAAAGCGCGAGCUGCGAGGGGUGAGAAGUUGGCUUCACCGAUCCGAAUGACUGCAGACAAGACUCAAUAUGACGCCAGACGCUACACAGAUGCUCCAGUCAGAUCAGUUAGCCAUCCCCUGCGACAUGAGCCACCAUUUUAUGCUAGAGAUGAUGAAGUCCAUGAUCCUAGAGCAUACCAGAACGUCGAGCAAUAUUUAGAUCAUGACGAUGACGACGAUUAUGAUUCGUCAAAAAUCCUGUCAGUGCCCAAGCACCUGCUUAAAGAGAAGGAACUCCCUCCUCUCCCUCGGGAUGAGCGCGCCAUCGACCGUCAGGCAGUUAUGCCAGUAGCCAGUUCAGCGGCUGCGAGAGCAGUGGAACCUGCGUAUGAUGAAUUUGGCUCAGUGUCUUCGCCAACAAAUGUGCAAGAAUCACACACUGUCAAUCAAUCCCAACCAAACGUCAAUGUAGUAUCUGAUGCUCCGGUUUCCAGAAAGCUCUCGCCGCAACAGCAAUCAACCAUUACCGGUACCUCCAAGCAUGGCCAUCACAUCUCCAACUUUAUCUUCAAAAGCCCUGAAAGUUAUCGACCAGGUGACGGUCUGUACAACCCACCUCAGUGGUUGGACGAAUGGAAGAAGGCAACUGUCGGACUUCUUUCUGGUACCAUGCUAAACAUAAAUGAGCACGCCGGCGACAGAAAGGCCUGGUGGGAGGAGCCAACGCGUCGGCCCAGCAAGUCGAGCAGCACUCGUCGCAAAGCUGAGGCAUUUGAUGGCGAAUAUGAUGUUGUGGGUGCGUCUACUAGAUUUAAACCACCUCUGUAUGUCAAGUGUGGCCCGCUCCUUCGGUAUUGUGGAAUACGGCGAGAGGCACGACCGCCUCGAACGCAGCGAGUCGGAUCGACCUCUGACCGGGAGAUUUGGCGUGGUAGUGUCAUGAUUGUCACAAAUGACCAGGAAUCAUCGUAUGAGAUCGCCCCCAUACUGCGUCUGUUUGUUCAAGAGGUGGAACUUCUUCCUGCGCCGCCCCAAAAGGUCGAAGGUGAUCUAUCGCCAGAAUAUGUUGACCCCAUUGCCGGUCAUCCCAAGCUUGGCCGACGCGGUGAGACACUAUAUGUUCGUCCUGUUGAAGAGCUGGAAGAAGGCAAAGAUAUUUCACGAGAUGAGACAGACAAUGGGCUCUUUGAAAAAGCUCACAGAUCUUCUGACGAAAAGCCGUUGGAUGGUGCCGCCGACCUACCAGGUUCAUUUACGUCCCGUCGUAAGCGCAUUGGUGUAGACGGCGAAAAGGUACAGAAGUACAGAGAUAUUCGUGGCUUCCGGUUACAUGCAGAGCGCGGUUGCACAUUUUGGCGCUUCAACAUUGAGGUUGAGUUGAGAGAGCAACAGCAGCGCGUCGCAUACCGCAUCAAUCGUGGUCCUGCUAUGGGCUUCUGGGUGCCAGCGCAAGGCGAAGCCAUGAACAUUAUGUUCCAUAGCUGUAAUGGGUUCAGCGCGAGUGUCAACCCGGACGAUUUCACAGGACCUGAUCCCAUGUGGAGAGAUGUGUUGAACACCCAUCAAACCAAACCCUUCCAUGUUAUGGUCGGAGGCGGUGACCAAAUCUACAACGAUUGCAUUGCCAGCGAAUCGGAGCUCUUUGACGCCUGGCUCGAUAUUCGCAACCCAGUCAAGAAGCACACAGCAUCAUUCACCCCCGAACUACAAGACCAGCUUGAAGAGUGCUACCUCGAGCGGUAUUGCAUGUGGUUUUCGCAGGGCUUGUUCGGUUUGGCAACGUCACAAAUCCCUAUGGUCAACAUGUAUGACGAUCAUGAUGUCUAUGAUGGAUAUGGGUCAUACCCUCACCAUGACAUGAAGUCACCGGUGAUGAGUGGCCUAGGAUCCGUUGCUUUCAAGUAUUACAUGCUCUUCCAGCAUCAAAGCGUCAUGACAGAAACCGAGAGUACAGAGCCAAGUUGGAUUAUGGGAAUCAAUCCAGGUCCUUACAUCAAGGAGCUUAGCCACAGCGUCUUUGUCUCCUUGGGCGGGAAAGUGGCACUACUAGCGGUUGAUACCCGUACAGAGCGUACCGAAGACACCGUUGUCGAUGAUAAAACGUGGGAAAAGAUUACCAAUCGACUCUACUCGGAAGUUCGGCUGGGCCAAAUCGACCAUUUGCUCGUCGUUAUGGGAGUUCCUAUCGCUUACCCACGACUUGUCUGGCUUGAGAAUAUCCUAACCUCACGUCUACUGGAUCCUGUCAAAGCUCUGGGCAAGGCAGGCAUGCUGGGCAAUGUUUUGAAUCACAUUGACGGAGGAGUUGAGAUUUUAGACGAUCUCAACGACCAUUGGACGGCUAAGAACCACAAGCACGAACGAAGUAUCAUUAUGGAAGAUUUGCAGGAUCUUGCCAUGGACAAAUCUGUUCGCAUUACACUACUCAGUGGUGAUGUGCAUCUGGCUGCCGUUGGCCAAUUCUACUCGAAUCCACAGCUUGGGCUUGUCAAGCAUAAGGACCCGAGAUAUAUGCCAAAUAUUAUAUCGUCGGCCAUUGUCAACACACCACCGCCCGACUUGAUGGCAGAUGUAUUGAAUAAACGAAACAAGGUCCAUCAUUUUGAUCGCCACACGGACGAAAACAUGAUUCCCAUGUUCCAUCAUGGCGUUGAUGGGAAGCCAAGGAACAAUAAGCACUUGCUCCCUCAUCGAAACUGGUGUUCGAUCCGAGUCUGGUCACCCGGUGAUACGCCUCCACCGACACCCCCAGAUUCGUCAUCGAGAAGCUCAAGCCCCUCUCCUUCGUCGCAGGGUGGGGGUCUUUUUAGACGGUUCUCACAGAAGAAACAAGGAUCACAAGGUUUUGAUAUGUCGAGAGAAUCUGUCCGUGGCCCAAGGCCUCCAAUUUCUGGUGGUGGUGGUCUUUUCCGACGCUUCUCUCGCAAGAAUUCGACUAGCCAAGGACACGAGCAGCAACCCACUCUGACUAGGACAAUGUCGUUAGGCAGCUCGUCUGGUUCGAAACGCGGCCUCUUUGGACUUGGUCGCCGAGCUAGCGAGAGUCAUUCUGUCGAGCCAAGCGGAUAUACCCGAAACGGCCACGAUCAAUUCCCAACCAAUGGAAGCGUCAAUGACGAAUACACGGAGGGCGAUGACGCAUAUUUCAGCCCUACACCCCCUCGACGAUCACAGACUCUGGGUAGUCUUCCGCCUCACCAGCAAGAUCCCAUGACCAAGCCAUUCCACCGAACACCGACUGGAUUAACAGCCAAGCAGCUUCGCAAGCCGCAGAAUUCACAAGUAGAUGUGGAAGGCGGCCUUGACAUCUGCCUCAAUGUCGAAGUAAACCCGAAGGACCCUACGGGUAUCACAGUUCCCUAUAGAUUGCUUGUCCCGCGAUUGCAGUACACUUAUCAAGAGGGAGACGAGACGCUUCCUGAACCACAGCCGAGCGGCAUUAAAAGAUUCCUCAGCUUUAAGAAGAAGAAGACCGAGCCUGCUCCUCCUCCUCCAGCAUCUGAAUACACGGCAGGCGACGAAGAGGAUACGGAUGAUGGACGCCACAAUAUGAUUUAGUUAGGAUGUUCUUGUAUAAAAGCAGGGAUAGUCUGGGCUAUUUUUGGAGGCGGGUGUAACUACCAUUUUUUUGGUUAAUCCCACGAACAUAAUUGUAACAAUUAGUAUUAUUAUCAGCCCUAGAAGAACAUAAAUAGACCAGUAACUCUACUUGAUUUAUUAUUCCAACUCAUUGUGCCAAAAUACACGUACAUCUUCUGUGGCCAGCGCUU
This is a messenger RNA of [Torrubiella] hemipterigena, 5447 nucleotides long. NCBI's taxonomy places the organism in Eukaryota, Fungi, Ascomycota, Sordariomycetes, Hypocreales, Clavicipitaceae. The record is from the annotation of a GenBank genome assembly.